GUAUUCAAGGUAAAAGUCAUCGGAUUUGGUUGUGUGCGCUAUUGAAUUCAUAAAUCUAUGUAUUUGCCUUGCUUUCAUCAGUUGCCAAAAUUAAAAUCAAUUGCUCCUUUGGUUCCCACGAGAUCGUUGGAAGUGGCCCACUUUCUAAUUAACUUCCCAUCUUGAACUAAUUAGCCAUUAUCUAUUUAUCUCCUCCUUUCCUGAAACUGUGUCCCUAAACUCCCCAGUCAUGUCCGACUCCGUCUCAGCUUCCCCACGCAACGUUUCUAAUAUCACUUCCAAGAGAAAAACUUCAUGGUCCUUCACUUUUGUUAUUACAGCACUGAUUCCCGUUGUCGCCGCCACAAUCCUCUACCAACUCGACUCGUUCGACCCGGCUCCUAUGCCCCCCGAUGCGCUGACUCGGCACGCCAUUGCCGUGCCAGCUCGCAACAACCGCAUGCUAAAAGGAUCGGAGCUCGUGGGUGUGGGGGAUUUGAAUGGCCCAGAAGAUGUCGCUUAUGAACCCAAGUCCGGAGUCAUCUACACGGGCUGUGCCGACGGGUGGAUCAAACGGGUCACGGUGAACGACUCGGUCUCUCACUCGGUGGUGGAGAAGUGGGUCAACACCGGCGGGCGACCUUUGGGAAUCGCUUUUGGACGCAACAACGAAGUCAUCGUCGCUGAUGGCAUAAAGGGCCUACUAAACGUGACCGCGGAAGGUACUGUGGAGUUGUUGACAGAUGAGGCUGAGGGACAAAAAUUCAGAACCACAGACGCUGUGGAUGUAGCAGAUAAUGGCAUAAUUUAUUUUUCAGAUGCUUCAUAUAAAUAUAGUUUAAGCGAGUGUACUUUGGACGUCUUGGAGGGUAGGCCCCAUGGCAGGCUUCUGAGCUAUGAUCCUGCAACCAAAAGCACCAAGGUGCUGGUCCACGACCUCUACUUUGCUAAUGGUGUUGCGGUCUCACCCGAUCAAAAUUAUGUGAUCUUUUGUGAAACCCCAGUGAGGAGGUGUAGAAAAUAUCAUAUACAAGGCAAGGAAGAGGGAAGAGUAGAUGAGUUUAUCGAUAAUCUACCAGGAAUGCCUGAUAACAUCCGAUAUGAUGGAGAAGGUCAUUACUGGAUUGCACUCUUUACGGGACCGACACUUACAUGGGAUUUAGCAGUCAGAUACCCUUUCAUCCGGAAGGGUAUUGCAAUCAUGGAGAAGUAUGGACAGCGACCACGUACAGAGAAGAAUAGUGGGGUUUUGGCCGUUGAUUUGGCAGGAAAACCCACUGCCUACUACCAUGAUCCUGGACUGUCAUUUGUUACAAGUGGGAUCAAGAUCAGAGAUCAUUUGUACUGUGGUUCCGUUUUUUCACCGUACAUUACCCGCCUUAAUCUGAAAGAACAUCCUGCGCUAGCUACCACAUGAGCAUGCAACAAGGCCCCCUAUAAGAUUAAGAACAAGCUUGUCUAUUGUUCUGGCUCUUGGAGUCGAUCUCUAUGCAUGUGCGAAUGUGGGGCUGGAGACUAUUUGAUGAAUCGGUGAUCUGUGAACCUAAUGACAAAAAUAGACUUUUCCUUGUAUUUAA
Molecule: messenger RNA, 1556 nt
Organism: Corylus avellana
Lineage: Eukaryota; Viridiplantae; Streptophyta; Magnoliopsida; Fagales; Betulaceae
Product: protein STRICTOSIDINE SYNTHASE-LIKE 5
Cellular component (GO): endomembrane system
Molecular function (GO): hydrolase activity
Source: RefSeq, a predicted model, not a curated record